Messenger RNA from Schizosaccharomyces octosporus yFS286, 1596 nucleotides. RefSeq names its product ATP synthase complex assembly protein Atp25. The record is from RefSeq and is a predicted model, not a curated record. Gene Ontology annotation, biological process: mRNA stabilization; mitochondrial gene expression; mitochondrial proton-transporting ATP synthase complex assembly. Bases 1 to 1596 code for a protein of 531 amino acids. Gene Ontology annotation, cellular component: mitochondrion. The transcript has a single exon. NCBI's taxonomy places the organism in Eukaryota, Fungi, Ascomycota, Schizosaccharomycetes, Schizosaccharomycetales, Schizosaccharomycetaceae.
AUGAAAAGCUUUCCAUCAAGUUUUCGCAUUUCUUCGCAUUUUGCGUGUCGCAUACAUGGUUAUUCUCUUCGGCAUUUAUCCUAUCGGUUUUUUUCUUCAAAGUCAGACGCUGGACCUCAAGACAAUCCAGCUUUAGAUGCAAAGCCUUCUGAGUUAGAAAAAUCACCAGAGGGGGUUAUCCGGCCUUGGUACGUGGAAUAUGCCGAGAGGACAUUUCCGAAAAGAAAUGUAUUCACAUCAGAAAUACCACCUUUACCAGAAGCGGCUCCCGAGUUCCUUCAAGAAGUUUUAAAAGCCUUGUCCAAUCAAUAUCUAGUCUCCGAUUUGAAGUUUAUACGUCCCAACGCUGAUCAACCUUGGAGCACUUCAGACUUGAUGCUUCUUGGUACAUGUAACGACGAUGGUCAUGUUAUAUCCGUAACCCGAGGCAUCUCCCAAAAACUAAAAGACUUAAAAAUUGGCACGGUUCAAAUUCAGGGUCUUCCUAAUCUAUCACGACAAAGAAUUUUGAAUCGCAGAGCCUUAAAACGUCCUGAAGCUUGGCAUAACAAGAUGUCCACACAAAAAACAAAUUGGACAUGUAUUCAUCCUGAAAAUUAUAAUGUAAUUAUCCAUUUAUUUACAAAAGAAGCACGAGAGUUCUAUCAGCUAGAAACUAUUGAUCAAGAUUUACAACAGAUUUUAUCUGAAAACCAUGAGAAUGAAGAUUCUUCUUCUACUUCCUUCCGUCAAGUGAAUAAGAAGAAAAUUAGUUCUGAACGCCGUACUUCUCCGGGAGAUAGAAGAAAGUUUCAUACAUCUUGCAUGCGUAACGACUCAAUCGCUAAAGAAAAUGCAUCUUUCACAAAAUCUUUAAAUCCAUUCGAAGAAGCAAGAAGGAUGUAUCUUGCAUACGAUGACCGUUUUUCUUUGGAAUCCUUCUCUGAUCAUGUCAAGAGUCUACUAGACAGGCUGGCUUCUGAGGUAUCUGUGCAAGAUGUGAAUACCUUGUUAACUGCCGUAGCCCUUUCGGCUCCUCCGUCCAUUAAUUCUUUGGAAUCGUCAAGAAAGCUUGUCAGUCAUAGGAUUCAACUGUUAACCUCAUUGUAUACGUCUAUUCAGAAAACGACCCCUAUUGACAUUACUGAGUUGAGAAGGAUCUUGUCCAAAUGUCUAAUUUGUUCAUGCAUGGUUGAGACGAGCGAUUUUCAUUAUCUUGAUCCUCGCAUCUAUAAAACUGAACAGCUUAUGUAUCGUCACGGCAUAAGUAUGACCGUGAAGUCAUACAUGUUAAUUCUUAACGUUUUUGCAAAAUACAAUCGGUGGAAAGAUGUAUGGAUUCGUUGGAGUAAAUUAACGAACAUUGGCAUUUUGCUAGACGAGGAUAUGUACUGUCAUAUUUUUCGGUUAGUGGCCGAAAGUAAAAAUGAGCGAGCCGCAAUUUACGCUUUAUCAAAUAUAUUUGAAGACAUGCUAUCCCAAUCCCCUGAAUUGGCUGCCUCAAAAGAUAUUGCGGUUUACCUGUCGAGGUGUCUUGAUUUGAUCUCAUUUCAAAACGACAACUCAUACCGGUCAGUCCAUAAAUAUAUCCAAGCGUCUAAAAGUAGAGGCGAUUAA